Messenger RNA from Rubroshorea leprosula, 3201 nucleotides. NCBI's taxonomy places the organism in Eukaryota, Viridiplantae, Streptophyta, Magnoliopsida, Malvales, Dipterocarpaceae. The record is from the annotation of a GenBank genome assembly.
AGCUUUACGAUAGGAAUAUAAUUUUUCAUCGUCAGCAGCACGAAGCUUAUCUCUUUUUCACCCAUUUCUAUGCCGCACACGAAUUUCCCUUCUUUUGUUAUGAUUCGCUUCAAAGAAUUGUUUUUUUAAGAAAACCCAAUUGCCUUUCUUCCUCUUUUUUUUUACAAGUUGGUGGAAUAUGGUUUUGUGGAAUUGAUAGUUAAAUUUUGAUUCUCAUAACAGGCCUUGAAAAGAUUAGAGUGGGGAAAAUGGAUUCAUUCCAUAGAGGGCCAAAUUAUUCUUGAGGUUGAUUGGAAAUGAAUGCAUUCUGGGUUCUUUUUUCGCUCUUUCUCCUUUGUGGAGAGUUUCAUAGGGGGGAUGCAAGAAAUGUUUCCUCAAGGCCGGCUGUUGUAAACAUUGGGGCAAUAUUUCAAUAUGACUCUGCUAUUGGAAGAGUAGCUAAGACUGCCAUCCAGGAAGCUGUUGAUGAUAUCAACUCCAAUUCCAGCAUUCUUCAUGGGACUAAACUCUCUGUAACAAUGCAUGAUUCCAAUGGCAGUGGGUUUUUUGGCAUGGUUGAAGCUUUGCGAUUUAUGGAGACUGAUGUCAUCGCCAUUAUAGGUCCACAAAGUUCUGUUGUUGCCCAUGUAAUGUCCUAUGUUGCAAAUGAACUCCAAGUCCCUUUACUGUCAUUUGCAGCUACAGAUCCCACUCUUACUUCCCUUCAGUUCCCCUUUUUUGUUAGGACAACACAGAGUGAUUUGUACCAAAUGACUGCAGUGUCUGAGAUUGUCAACCAUUAUGGCUGGAAGGAUGUAAUUGCCAUCUUUGUUGAUGAUGAUUAUGGGAGAAAUGGUGUUUCUACAUUAAAUGAUAAGCUUGCAGAAAGGCGCUGUAGAAUCUCUUACAAGGUUGGGAUUCCUCCCGAUUCUAGGGUAAAUCGUAAUGUUAUCAUGGAUAUUCUUAUUAAGGUUGGAUUAAUGGAAUCUCGAAUAAUUGUUUUGCAUGUAAACCCGCCCACACUAGGCUUUGAGGUUUUCACUAUGGCAAACUAUCUUAAAAUGAUGGACAAUGGCUAUGUAUGGAUAGCUACAGAUUGGCUCUCAUCUGUUUUGGAUUCUGAUUCACCACUCCCUUCUGAGACAAUGGAUGCAAUUCAAGGAGUUCUUGUUCUACGCCAACACACUGCAGACUCUGACAGAAAGAAAGCCUUUUUCUCAAGGUGGAACAAGAUCACCAAAGGUUCUCCAGGAUUGAAUUCUUAUGGGCUAUAUGCAUAUGAUUCUGUUUGGCUAGUUGCUUGUGCUGUUGACGCUUUUUUCAAGCAGGGUGGGGUUAUUUCAUUCUCUAAUGAUUCUAACAUACAAUCAUUGGAAGGUAGUAAUCUCCAUCUUGACGCAAUGAGUCGUUUUGAAGAUGGAAAUCUUUUGCUGAAGAACAUAUUGCAGUGUAAUUUUGUUGGUUUGACAGGUCCUAUCAAGUUCAGUUCAGACAGAUCUCUUAUUCUUCCUGCAUAUGAUAUCAUUAACGUGGUAGGCACUGGAUUUCAAUGUAUCGGUUACUGGUCCAAUUAUUCUGGUUUAUCAACCAUACCUCCUGAAACACUUUACACAAGGCCACCAAAUCGUUCAAGUGCAAGCCAACAACUACACAGUGUUAUCUGGCCUGGAGAGACAUCGUCAACACCUCGUGGAUGGGUUUUCCCAAACGAUGGGAGGCAAUUGAGAAUUGGGGUACCUAUGCGGGUCAGUUUUAAGGAAUUUGUAUCCCAAGAGAGAAGGGUUGGUACAUUCAAGGGAUUUUGCAUAGAUGUAUUUACAGCUGCCAUAAAUUUGCUACCAUAUGCUGUUCCUUAUAGAUUUAUACCCUUUGGGGAUGGUAGAAAAAACCCAAGCUACACAGAGCUUGUGAAUAAGAUUACAACUGGUGAAUUUGAUGCUGUCAUUGGUGACAUUGCUAUUGUUGCUAAUCGGACAAAAAUUGUGGAUUUUACCCAACCAUUUGCUUCAUCAGGAUUGGUGGUUGUUGCUCCAUUUAAGAAACGGAACUCAGGUGCUUGGGCUUUUUUGCGGCCAUUUAAUCCUCUCAUGUGGGCUGUCACUGCUUGUUUGUUCCUAGUUGUUGGAAUAGUUGUGUGGAUUUUGGAGCACAGAACAAAUGAUGAUUUCAGGGGGCCUCCUAAACAACAAGUUAUAACCCUUCUAUGGUUUAGCUUCUCAACCAUGUUUUUUACCCAUAGAGAGAACAUUGUGAGUGCCCUUGGGCGAUUGGUGCUGGUUAUAUGGCUCUUUGUGGUUCUGAUAAUCAACUCAAGCUACACUGCAAGUUUGACAUCAAUCCUUACAGUUCAACAGCUAUCUUCUCACAUCAAAGGAAUUGAAACCUUGAGAGAAAAUGAUGAUCGUAUUGGAUAUCAAGUAGGUUCUUUUGCUGAACAUUAUCUAAGCGAGGAGCUUAACAUAUCUAAGUCCAGGCUUGUUCCCCUUGGAUCGCCAGAAGCUUAUGAUAAUGCACUCAAACUUGGACCAGAAAAAGGAGGGGUUGCUGCAUUGGUUGAUGAGCUUCCGUAUGUGGAACUUUUCCUCUCAAGCCACUGCACAUAUAGGAUUAUAGGUCAAGAGUUCACCAAAAGCGGAUGGGGUUUUGCUUUUCCUCGGGACUCUCCCUUAGCGGUUGAUAUGUCGACUGCAAUAUUAGCACUCGCUGAGAAUGGUGAUCUACAGCGCAUACAUGACAAGUGGUUGAUGAAAAGCUCUUGCACUUCGGAGAGCACUGAACUUGAAUCAAAUCGACUUCAUCUAAGCAGUUUCUGGGGCCUCUUUUUGAUCAUUGGCAUUGCUUGCUUCAUUGCUCUCAUAGUUUACUUUGUGCAAAUACUAUGCCAGAUGCGUAGAGUUCUCCCACCAGAAUCUGAUUCACCUGGGCAGCGUAGCUUGCGUUCCAGGCCUAUUGGGAGAUUUCUAUCCUUGAUGGAUGAGAAGCAAGAGUCAUCAAGGAGUAGGGGUAAGAAACAAAAAGUUGAAAGAUCAUCAUCUGAUGACAGUGAGUUGGGGAAGAAGCCCAGAAAUAUAUAAACAGAAACAAUCAUCUGAAGCAACAUUUGGUUAAGCUAUUAACUCAAAAUUCCUAAUUGUAUCAUCACAUUGAACUCGCAUAUAUUCUAAACGUUGAAACUGUUCAUGUCUUAGCUCAUUAUUUUAAGCAUAAAAUCAAAAUAUGAGA